Molecule: messenger RNA, 420 nt
Organism: Ilex paraguariensis (yerba mate)
Lineage: Eukaryota; Viridiplantae; Streptophyta; Magnoliopsida; Aquifoliales; Aquifoliaceae
Source: the annotation of a GenBank genome assembly
AUGUUUAAUAUUAAUGAACUACAGGAAUUUAAUCGUCUCCGCUCCAGCCUUAGAGCUAAGAAAGAGCAUGCUUCCCUGCUUGAAGAUUUCAGGGAAUUUGAUCGUACAAGAUUAGAUCUGGAAGAAGGUGGUGGUUCUUAUGAGCAGGCUCUUCUUAAGGAACGUGCAUCACUCAGUAGAAGUUCUGGACAGACGGACAAUGUGAUUUCUCAAGCACAAGAAACCUUAAGGACAUUGGUAUUUCAACGUUCCACAUUUGGUGGUAUUAAUUCAAAGCUUAGUAAUGUUAGCAGUCGCCUGCCAACGGUAAAUCAUAUUCUGUCUGCGAUAAAGAAGAAAAAGUCUAUGGAUACUAUCAUCCUUUCCUUAGUUGCUUCCGUCUGCACAUUUCUCAUUUUGAUUUAUUGGUGGACGAAAUAA